This is a messenger RNA of Boeremia exigua, 2872 nucleotides long. Its product is annotated as minichromosome maintenance protein MCM. Gene Ontology annotation, cellular component: MCM complex; nucleus. Gene Ontology annotation, biological process: DNA replication; double-strand break repair via break-induced replication; mitotic DNA replication initiation. Gene Ontology annotation, molecular function: 3'-5' DNA helicase activity; single-stranded DNA helicase activity; single-stranded DNA binding. NCBI's taxonomy places the organism in Eukaryota, Fungi, Ascomycota, Dothideomycetes, Pleosporales, Didymellaceae. The record is from RefSeq and is a predicted model, not a curated record. Bases 105 to 2717 code for a protein of 870 amino acids. The transcript has 4 exons.
GACUUCCUCACCACUCCCCACAUUAUACACACCCCACCGACUCACGACCUGUUUUUGUGCCCGUGUAUCCUUGUACACGAUAUCUGUUCGUGCAUUGACUUAAUAUGAGCUCUCCUUUGCGCUCCAACAUGUCUUCCGCGAACCGUGGGGCAGGCCCCGGUAGAAGUAACAACAAACGCUCUCGCGAUGACGGGCUUUCAUCUUCUGGAGCGCUUCCCCCUUCAAGCCCGAUGGCUUCCUCGCCGCCAAUGCUACCUCAAGACGACGAUGCGGACAUGCUUGACGACGAUGACAUCAUCCGCGAUGUUGACGACUUGGACGAGGAGGCCGAAGAAGCUGAGGGCAUCGACCUUUUCGCAGACGACUUCGAGAACGAUUACAGCAGGCGCGAGAACGACGCGUACGAGGGCGACGGCAUAGACGACGAAGGCCAAUACGACGAACUUACCCUUGAUCAAAGGCGAGAGCUUGAGAGACGUCUCAAUGCCCGUGAUCGGGAAGCUAGACGCCGUAUGCCAGCCGCUUUCUUGCCAGAUGAUGAUGAAGACGGCUUGGCCGACCUCAUGGGUCAGGGCCGCCGCCGUGUACGGAGACAUCGAUAUGACGAAGAUCAGGAUGAUAUGGAUAUGGGCGAUGAUGUCAUGAACGAGGAGCUCACCCUGGAGGCCUUGACAGACGUUAAAGCCAAUAACCUGACUGAUUGGGUGGCUCAACCACAGGUCGCUCGUACUAUCGCGCGGGAGUUCAAGAACUUUCUGACAGAAUACACGGACGAGAACGGGACAUCAGUGUACGGCACGCGCAUCCGCACACUUGGCGAGGUCAACGCCGAAUCGCUUGAAGUGUCGUUCGAUCACCUUGCCGAGUCCAAGGCUACACUUGCAUACUGGCUUGCAAACACCCCGACCGAGAUGCUGAAGAUCUUCGAUCAGGUGUCCAUGGAAGUUGUGCUACUCCAUUACCCCGAUUACGAGCGUAUUCACAACGAAAUCCACGUCCGAAUCACAGACGUACCUGUUCAGUACACUCUGCGUCAGCUUCGUCAGUCUCAUCUGAACAGCUUGGUCCGCGUCAGUGGAGUUGUCACUCGCCGCAGCGGAGUCUUUCCCCAGCUCAAGUACGUUAAGUUUGACUGCACAAAGUGCGGCACAACGCUGGGUCCCUUCCAUCAAGAUUCGAACGUCGAGGUCAAGAUUUCGUUCUGUCAAGAGUGCCAGUCUCGUGGGCCUUUCACAGUUAAUUCGGAACGAACAGUAUACCGCAACUACCAGAAGCUCACAUUGCAAGAAUCGCCAGGCACCGUCCCUGCUGGUCGCCUGCCUCGUCACCGCGAGGUCAUCUUGCUUUGGGAUCUGAUUGACUCUGCAAAGCCUGGCGAAGAGAUUGAAGUCACUGGCAUCUACCGCAAUAACUACGAUGCCGCUCUCAACAACAAGAACGGGUUCCCGGUCUUUGCCACAAUUCUGGAGGCAAACUACGUAGUCAAGUCUCACGACCAGCUGGCUGGUUUCCGACUUACAGACGAGGAUGAGCGCGAGAUCCGACAAUUGGCUAAGGAUCCUAAAAUUGUUGAUAAGAUUAUCAACUCGAUCGCGCCCAGUAUUUACGGCCACAUCGAUGUCAAGACCGCUGUUGCGCUAUCUUUAUUCGGUGGUGUCAGCAAAGAGGCUGCUGGACGUCAUUCCAUUCGUGGCGACAUCAACGUGUUACUCCUAGGAGACCCAGGUACAGCCAAGUCUCAAGUACUGAAGUACGUCGAGAAGACUGCUCAUCGUGCCGUCUUUGCCACUGGCCAGGGAGCUUCCGCUGUCGGUUUGACUGCCUCAGUUCGCCGCGACCCAAUGACUAGCGAGUGGACUCUGGAGGGAGGUGCAUUGGUGCUUGCCGAUAAGGGUACAUGUCUCAUUGACGAGUUCGACAAAAUGAAUGACCAGGAUCGAACAUCCAUUCACGAAGCCAUGGAACAGCAGACCAUCUCCAUCUCCAAGGCUGGUAUCGUCACAACCCUUCAAGCCCGUUGCGCCAUCGUUGCAGCUGCUAAUCCCAUUGGCGGACGCUACAAUUCCACCAUCCCCUUCUCCCAGAACGUCGAAUUGACCGAGCCCAUCUUAUCCCGUUUCGACAUUCUAUGUGUUGUGCGCGACACAGUCGAUCCCAAGGAAGAUGAGCGACUCGCAAAAUUUGUUGUCAACUCCCACGGUCGUGCCCAUCCUCUUGUCAACUCUGCAUACGGUUACUCGGACAAGGCUAAGACAACACAGGAAGGCGAGAACGCUGAGGGUAUGGAGGUUGACGAUAUAGAGACUGCCCGCAAGGAGGGUGAGAUUCCACAGGAGCUGCUGAGGAAGUACAUUCUUUAUGCUCGUGAGAAGUGCAGACCCAAGCUCUAUCAGAUCGACCAGGACAAGGUUGCCCGCCUGUUCGCUGAUAUGCGCCGUGAGUCAAUGGCCACUGGAGCAUACCCCAUCACCGUCCGUCACCUUGAAGCCAUCCUGCGUAUCGCAGAAUCUUUCUGCAAGAUGCGUCUCUCAGACUACUGCUCAUCGCAGGACAUUGACCGGGCCAUAGCCGUCACGGUGGACUCGUUCGUCGGCUCACAGAAGGUUAGCGCGAAGAAGGCUCUGGCAAGGUCGUUCGCCAAGUACACUCUGAACAGGCCUGGUGCUGUUCGCGCGCCCGCAAGAGCUGGCCGCAACGCUCAGCGAGCGGCUGCGUAAUAUGUUUGAAAACGUAGAUUGCGCAUCGAUCGAUGCAAGCAAAGUUCUUAUUACGGAGCGCGCGUUGGAGUGAAAGGAGAUGUUGCACGAGUUGUUCUCACAGCACCUGGCGUUCGGAGUUUGUCAGUAGCUACAUAUACCAAUCUCGAUUUCCU